AUGGUGGUGCUCGCUGCGAGGAAAGAACACUUUGACGGUCAAGGGCGUCUGCUGUACAAAUGGUUCGACGCCUUGCAUGCGUACUGGUGCGUGUUCUUACCUGAGGCGGUGACGUUGACGUGGAAGACGACAGUGAAGUAUUGGUACGGCUCAGGUGCUGAGCUCCAAAGAACGUGGGCUCAUACGUGGUUUGUUGUAGUUGUCUGGUGGACCGUGGUGACGCUGAUCGUCUACGCUACUUUCUACGGUGUGCUGUUCCUGUACGAAAUCGUCGAAGGUGUUUGUGUAGGGUGGCCUGGGGUAGUGAUCUUAACGGUGACGAUGGAUUACACGUUUGCGAGUAAUGGGGGCGUCGUGGGGUUAGGCGAGCGCGGCGAGGGCGUAGAGAUUCUGUCAGGGAGGAUGUCCCGACGAAGCGAAGGGAGGUACUUCACCGGCAACAGCGUACCCAAGGACGUGGUGACGUGCUGUUCGACUAAACAGAGCUCGACAUUGUUGGUGAGCGGCGGAUUCGUAGUUCGAGGACGCAGCUUGGCUGAUCCUCGGUGA
Phytophthora infestans T30-4 is the source of this 549-nucleotide messenger RNA. RefSeq lists its product as uncharacterized. The transcript has 4 exons. The record is from RefSeq and is a predicted model, not a curated record. NCBI's taxonomy places the organism in Eukaryota, Oomycota, Peronosporomycetes, Peronosporales, Peronosporaceae. Bases 1 to 549 code for a protein of 182 amino acids.